Messenger RNA from Rotaria sp. Silwood1, 1881 nucleotides. The record is from the annotation of a GenBank genome assembly. NCBI's taxonomy places the organism in Eukaryota, Metazoa, Rotifera, Eurotatoria, Philodinida, Philodinidae.
AUGGACCAUCCAAUAGAUUCAAAUGUUUUGAAUAAACGUUUAUUUAUUGAAGCUGAAUUACCAUUUUUUAUGUUGGAUAUUAAAAAAUAUACAACUGAUACAAAAGGUGGUUCAAUAAUGAUUGCUCGUCAAUUAUUUAAUAAAUAUCAUUCAUCUCUACAUGAUAUAUAUUUGAAAGAAAAAACUGGGCGCCAAAUAUGCUCGAUUCGCUGUCGUUCAAUUGUUAUUGCUACACUUCUCUUUCUUCUAUUUGCUUUGGUAAUUGCUCUUUCAUUAGGACUUGUUUAUGGUCUGGCUAACAGGUACGAUGUUUCAACAUUAACAACAACAACAGCCAUGACAACAGCAACAACAACAACAACCACGACAACAACAACAACAACAACCACGACAACAACAACCACCACCACAACCACAACAACAACAACAACAACAACCACAACAACCACAACCACAACCACAACCACAACCACAACCACAACAACAACCACAACAACAACCACAACAACCACAACCACAACAACAACAACUACUACUACUACUACUACUACGACAAGCACUACCCCUCCAGCUACAGCUUGGAUUCCAAGUAAUUAUGGUACACCGUGUUCGAGCACAUGCAUAAAUGUAACUACAGUAACCCCAUCGACACUGAUUGCAUCAUGGACAUUCGAAGAAAAUACAAAAGAUGUAUCGAGUAAUGGAUAUGAUGGAAUCAUUGUAAAUGGAGCUGCAUUUUCGACAGGCUAUGUAGGUCAAGCACUUCUUCUUGUCGGUUCUUUAUCUCAGUAUGUUGUUGUACCAAAUAUUGAUUUUACUUCGAAAAGUUUCACAGUGGAAAUGUGGAUCUAUUUAUACACAUUGAACGUGUCGGAUGCAAACUUUUUUGGCGAGUGUCAAGAUCGUUCACUUGAUCGAUGUCUUCAUUACACCAUUCGCAACUACAAAGUAUACAUGGGCUUCUACGCGGACGACCUCUUCGGUGUAACAAAUCUUACUACUGGCCUUUGGUAUCAUAUAGCUUAUGUUUAUGAUGUUGUAGCCAAUAAUCAGUCAAUAUAUUUGGAUGGACUAUCAGAAGGAAGUAGGGUAGCCAUCUCAUCUUACAUUGGUCAAAAUGCUAAUGUUACCAUCGGCAAAACAGGAAUACCUGAGGGGUACUGGUUCGAUGGAUUGCUCGACCAAAUAACAGUUACGAAUCGAGCUAAAACAUCGUGCGAAAUUCUUAACGAUGCAUCACUUGUCGCUCAUUUUCCAUUUGACAGUUCUACUGUGGAUAUUGGACCCAAUACAAUUACUGGUACGACUACUGUACAAGAUAACAGUGGCAUUAGCUGGAUGACGGGUAAAGUUAAUCAAGCAAUCAGUUUCAAUAAAACAAACUCCUAUUUUCAGUCAUGUGGGUUUUGGGCUUUGGGUCAGAACCAAGCUUAUUCUAUUGCUUUAUGGAUUAAUCCAUCGUUUCCAGUUGGUACACUCGUUCACUUAUCGACAGCAGCUACAGGCUCAGGUAGCUGGUGUCUGCCAAUGAUUGGAUUCAGUUCAAAUGGAUCGAUUGUGAGUCAAACUUGGAACAAUAAUGCUUUUGCUGUAAUUGGACCUAUUCCGCCGAUAAAUGCAUGGACUCAUAUCGUGCAAACAUGGAGUGGGGUCAAUGGAUUACGAUUAUAUAUCAACGGAGGACUAUAUGGGUCGAAAACGGUCUCAAUGUUCGCAGCUGGAGGUACUUCAAUGUGUGUGUUCCUAGGCAAUAGUGGAUUAGGAACUAACUGCCAAACGGGCCAUAUUGUAAUGGGCGCGUAUUCAGGCGCAAUUGAUGAAUUUUAUGUCUAUAACCGCGAAUUGUCUGAAUCUGAAGUGUGUCCUCUUGCUCAUCCAUGA